GAGGCGGCAGCCCAGUCCAGGACAAGAGGCGAGUCUCGCUGCCGGCCACCACUGCACUGGCUGCCGCGGCGCCCGACGUGUCUGGUUGUUCACCAGACUGCCAGUUUGGUGAGGUUAUUUCGACAGAAAAGUUCCUUACUUGGCCCGACACCUUAGACCUUCCGCCAUGUUCUGCAGAGGCUUUAGUUGGUUCGUCCGCAUUUUUGUGGCAGUAGUCAUAUCUACUGGCUGCAGCCACCCAGUUUCUGUUACAGAAUUCUAUACAGAAGUAACUGCACAUAGUUUAACAACCAACAAAGAAGCCCUCACAGUGGGACGAGUUCAGGAGGCUGAGGAAGCCACAGCCGAGGACCUGGGAGCCCUGCUGGACGCCGGGGACGGCGCUGUGGUGACUCUGCUGGCCGGCGACACGCGGCUGGUGGCGCACAGGGCUGUCUUGGCCGCCAGGAGUCCCGUGUUUGCUGGCAUGCUCCGUCGUCUCACCUUAGAGGCCAGCAGCAGCAGCCAGCUCACACUCUCGGACACAGAGGGCCCUGUGCUGCGCCAGGUGCUGGCCUACCUCUACACCCUCCAGCCCCUGCAGCUGCCAAGCAUGGCCCCACAACUGAUGGUCGCAGCCGACAAAUACGGCUUGUCAGUACUGAAGGCGCACUGCGAGCAACAGGUGGCCUCACAGCUGUCUGUCGAGACUGCGGCAGCCACAGGUGUUCUCGCGAUUAGACACUCUGCUAACAUGCUGAAGCAGGCCGCCGUCGCCUUCAUAAAGUCCCACUUGCUCCGUGUGGUGGCGACGCAGGGCUGGGGUGAGGCUGUAGUCAACGACCCACAAACUGUUGUGGAGUUGACUCACCUGAUUGCAGAGACGCCAACAGACACCAGCACGCCGAGCGCUGGAGAGAGCAGGACCGGCCCCUCCUCGCAGCCGCACAGUGGCCACAGCGACGACGGCCGGAGCCCAGCCACAGCUGUGCCCCCCACCUCUCCCCAGGCCACUCCACAGCCUGAUGACGCCGCCGACUCUCACCUGCGUCUUUCAGUUAUGGAACACCUCAUUCAGUUACUUCAGGACAACCCAGUGCUGUACAACACCAGUCAUCCGGACUACAUGCAGAAUAAACUGAAGGACGAAAUAUGGAAGAAGGUUGCAGAGGAAUUACAUUACAGCAAUUGUCAUUUCCGCUGUAAGUCUCCUCGCACGCUGAUGAGGAGAAGUUGGACGUGCCGCUUCUGUACGGCGAAUGUCGAAGAAAUGCUGUCGAGAUGGCAGGGACGGCCAUCCCGAUCGACGCUGCCCGUCGCGUGAGGCACCCGCACGAAUUAUGAGGCCAGCAGCGUGAGCGGGCGGUCCCGGCGCCAGGCGGUCGUUCAGCCCGCGGUGCGUCGUGCCGGGGAACGCGGGAUCGGCCAGGCGAGUGUCAUCCGCAUCUCGCAUCGAUACAAAAAUCCACCCUCGUCGGCUGCCACUGCAUCAGCCGCCCGGAGGACGUGAUUUCGAACGUCGUGCAGAAUUUUGCCGCUUUGCUCUGCGGCGCCUGGGACGUGACACUGCGAUUUUCCAACGUGUUACCCGUUUACCGAGGAAGCGACGCUCGCGAACGGCAGUAAUGUAGAUUUACGUAACGUGCACUGCUGGCCAGCUCAAAGCCCACGCUGGCCCCGUCACGCACAGCACCGACGACCGUGGAGCGUAAACGCGUGGUGCGGCGCCGUAGGAAACUCCACCGUGAGUUCUCACGUCAUCACAGGGCUGUUGAACAGGCACCCGUCUCUACGAACACUCCGUCUCUUCUCCUGGAAGACGGACCGCUGGAUAAGAGUCAGCGUGCGUGGUUCCGACACGACGGCUGCCCAGCUCGGUCAUCCGAUAGGAAG
Molecule: messenger RNA, 1872 nt
Organism: Schistocerca piceifrons (Central American locust)
Lineage: Eukaryota; Metazoa; Arthropoda; Insecta; Orthoptera; Acrididae
Product: speckle-type POZ protein-like
Exons: 7
Coding region: 167-1303 (378 amino acids)
Biological process (GO): regulation of proteolysis; proteasome-mediated ubiquitin-dependent protein catabolic process
Cellular component (GO): cytoplasm
Molecular function (GO): ubiquitin protein ligase binding
Source: RefSeq, a predicted model, not a curated record